This is a messenger RNA of Batrachochytrium dendrobatidis JAM81, 414 nucleotides long. RefSeq lists its product as uncharacterized. The coding region runs from base 1 to 414 and encodes 137 amino acids. The transcript is spliced from 4 exons. NCBI's taxonomy places the organism in Eukaryota, Fungi, Chytridiomycota, Chytridiomycetes, Rhizophydiales. The record is from RefSeq and is a predicted model, not a curated record.
AUGGCCAACACUCGGAGUGAUGCGGUUACUCAAGACCUUUCUGUCCACACAGAACAGGAAGACGAGUGGGAAAAUGUCGAGUCUAUUGUUGUUCCACAACAUAUGCGUUGUACUGCUUCUACUACUACAUCCUCAACAGACAAUUGGGAUAGUAAUGCAGACAAAAGUGCAUCCUUCACUGGUGGGUUCCAAGUGGCUAUAGAUUCAGGCAGUUCAAGGACAGAGUAUGUCCCACAGAUUAAGCUGUUGAAACGGAAUCCCAAUCCUCCAGCACAGUCGCUGACUCCAUCAGUAGUCUCAUCUGCCACUGCACCUAAUUCAGCAAUGCAAAAACCGCUGUCUGAGCGUGAAGCAGAAUACAAUGCUGCCAAAAUUCGUAUAUCUGCUCAACUAGACAAAGAGUAUCACAAAUGA